AUGCCUCCCAAGAAGAAUGCUGACAACCAGCCGGCUGGUGCCCUCAACGAGGCCGAGUCGCGCUUUGUGAAGUCGAUGUUCGACCACAUGGUGUCGCGUCCCGACAUCAACUGGGACGAAGUCGGCGAAGACUUGGGCAUGACAGCCAAGUCUGCCAAGGAGCGUUUCCGAACCCUAAGCAAGCGCCACAACUGGUCUGGCAACGGCUCUAUCGCCGGCGGAGGUGGCAACAGCCCUUCCGGCAAAGCCAAGGGUACUCUGGGCCCCAAAAAUGCCAACAAAGUUGCCAAGAAGGCAACCCCUAAGAAAAAGGGAGUCGCCCGCAAGAAGACCAAGGCUGAACCGGCUGAAUCGGACAACGAUGAGGACGUUUCUGCGAAGUUGGAGUCCGACAGUGACGGAAAAGGCACUGACAACGACCAAUCUAUGGACAGUGUCAACGAAGACGAAGUUUAA
Colletotrichum truncatum is the source of this 456-nucleotide messenger RNA. RefSeq lists its product as uncharacterized. NCBI's taxonomy places the organism in Eukaryota, Fungi, Ascomycota, Sordariomycetes, Glomerellales, Glomerellaceae. The record is from RefSeq and is a predicted model, not a curated record.